GCUGGAAUAAUCUGCUUUUCCGACCAGCAGGGAGCUGUGCCAGGGCCAAAGACCGAGAAACAGAAGCCAAGCGUCCAAGCGCAAUAGCGUUCAGUCCCCACUCCCCACUCCUCACUCUCGCGGUCGCGGCCUCACCGGUCACUGCUUCUCGAACCGCCGGGAGCUGGAAUCGCCUCCAUAGGGAACUGCUCUAAUGCCCGCGGCGAUCUGGAGGCGGCCGCCCGCCCACCUAGGCCACGUGCGAUGGUGAGGUCGAGGCCUAGGGUUUGGCUAGUGGCGGGCUGCGCCGCCGUCCUGCUGUGGGCCUCCGUCGCGCAGCUCGUCGCCGUCGGCCGCCUUCUCCUCCUUUUUGGCCUCGCGGGCGACGCGGUUUCAUCGCCGCCACCUACUGCGCUUCCGCCCCCGAGAAUAUACAAGAGCAAUGGUUAUCUGAAGAUAUCUUGUAAUGGGGGUCUGAAUCAGAUGCGCUCAGAGAUAUGUGACAUGGUAGCAGUUGCUCGCCUUCUAAACCUCACUAUGGUUGUCCCAGAACUUGACAAGAGAUCAUUCUGGGCUGAUCAAAGUAAUUUUGGGGACAUAUUUGACGUGAAGCAUUUUAUUGACUCAUUGAGAGAUGAGGUCCACAUCAUUGAACAGCUUCCGGAGAAGCUUGGUCCAAGAGAUUCAGACAUUAUUAUACUUGAAAUGUCACCUGUGAGCUGGUCAGAUGAAAAAUAUUACUUGCAUCAGAUCUUACCACUGUUCAGCAAAUACAGUGUCAUCCAUUUUAACAAAACAGAUGCUCGCUUAGCCAAUAAUGGUAUCAGUACAGAGAUUCAACUGCUUAGAUGCCGUGUUAAUUUUCAUGCCCUGAAAUUCACACCUCAAAUUGAGGGAUUAGGGAAUGAACUGGUACAUAAACUGCGAGCCAAGGGAUCAUUUGUAGCCUUGCAUUUACGUUAUGAGAUGGAUAUGCUGGCGUUUUCUGGUUGCAACCAUGGCCUUUCACCUGAAGAAGCUGAGGAGCUCAAAAAAAUGAGAUAUGCUUAUCCAUGGUGGAGAGAUAAAGAAAUUGAUUCCCAAGCCAAGAGGUUGCAAGGACUAUGCCCACUUACUCCCGAGGAGGCAUCACUUGUUUUGAAAGCUCUUGGAUUUCAAAAGGAUGCUCUUAUAUACAUCGCAGCUGGGGAAAUUUAUGGGGGAGAUAGGAGACUAGAGCCACUACGGGCUGCUUUUCCAAACCUUGUACGAAAGGUGAUGCUGCUAAACUCUGAAGUUCUGCGUCAAUUCCAAAAUCACUCUUCCCAGAUGGCUGCACUUGAUUUCAUUGUAUCCACAGCUAGUGAUGUUUUCAUUCCCACUUUCGAUGGUAACAUGGCAAAACUUGUUGAAGGUCACCGAAGGUUCCUGGGUUUCCGGAGAAGUGUGGUGCUAGACCGACGGAAAUUAGUUGAACUUCUAGACCUGUACACCAACAAGACAAUGUCUUGGGACAAUUUUGCAUCUUCUGUUCAGGAAGCACAUAAGAACUGUGUAGCUCAGCCAUCCUGCAGGCGAGAACUUAAAAACAGACCAAAAGAAGAGGAUUACUUCUAUGCUAACCCCCACGAAUGCCUAGCCAAUUCAACCUUGUGCAGCUAAACUGAGUUUCUGGUUUCUUUAAGGUAACCAGGUGGGCGUGAAAUCAUUUCCGAGCACGCAGUGGCUCACAGUCGUUUUGGUGUCGUGUUGUCAAGGGACCGAGCCAGCUUACACGGAGCAUCACAUAUCUUUUGGCUUUACAUUCCUUAUUUCACUGUUAUAUAGGUCAGUUUUUUUGCUUCUCUGUUGAUUCGUUGGCUUUUCCAACAUGCCAAAAGCGGCCUGUUUGGGGCAUGUAAAUUUCGGUCUGUUGUCUACCAUGCUUGUUCAUUGGUGACUAUUGACUAACUAGUGCUGCUAGGCCGAAGGGUUAGCUUUUUAUUCCUUUUCAAUUUAUUUCCCUAAUUUUUACAAGUGCUUAGUGAAAUUAUCACCUUCUAAAAUUGUGCUAUGUCAAAGCAGGAGUGCUGCACCUGCCUGCCUUUUUAUGGAAAAUGCUGUCCAGUUUGCUUGUUG
Zea mays is the source of this 2076-nucleotide messenger RNA. RefSeq names its product O-fucosyltransferase family protein. The coding region runs from base 244 to 1620 and encodes 458 amino acids. Gene Ontology annotation, cellular component: cytoplasm; chloroplast. The transcript is spliced from 8 exons. The record is from RefSeq and is a predicted model, not a curated record. Lineage: Eukaryota; Viridiplantae; Streptophyta; Magnoliopsida; Poales; Poaceae.